Phycodurus eques (leafy seadragon) is the source of this 2043-nucleotide messenger RNA. It is a transcript of the gene wdr55, whose product is annotated as WD repeat domain 55. Gene Ontology annotation, molecular function: protein binding. NCBI's taxonomy places the organism in Eukaryota, Metazoa, Chordata, Actinopteri, Syngnathiformes, Syngnathidae. The record is from RefSeq and is a predicted model, not a curated record. The transcript is spliced from 5 exons. Bases 427 to 1575 code for a protein of 382 amino acids.
CACAUCUCCCAUGAUCCCCUGCGCGUAGCAGGAAAUAGGACAAGAGCAGCGCGCUAAGCUUAACGAGGGGAAUCGGCGAAGGUGGAAUCGAGGCGACUGGACUGUUGUCGUUUGUUAAAGACGUUCGGGAACGUCCUGCGAAGCUUAAAAUGAGAAGUAUGAACCCCUUUUGGUUUUGUAGUUAUAAAAAAAAACACUUAUUUGCUGACCGACAAGAGGUGGAAUGUAAGAAGCCGGCGAGGCCAAACACCAAUUCGUCCGACAUUUCAAGCUGAUUUUCGUCUUCGAUGGGGAGCUAAAAGCAGAAUCAUUUCAGAUGAACGGGUGGCGGAAAUCAUCUUCGCACACCGGUAGGUGGCAGUGAAGCGAUGAAAUGAGGGUUUUGCACCACAGGAAGAGGAAGAAGAAACGCCGCAAACCAAAAACAUGGCGGCCUCGACGGAACACGCCGCUUUGCCUUCAGCGAGUUCGGAUUCGGACGACGGAGACGAGGCGGCCGGGCCGAGGAUCCCGGACACCCCGCGGGACAUCCGGCUGGAGGCGGUCGCCAACACGGUGGCCGCCCACCCGAGCCGAGACGUGCUGGUUUGCGGGGACGUGGACGGGGACGUGUACGCCUUCGCCUAUUCGCGCGCGGAGGGCGAGAACCGCGAGCUCUGGUCUUCCGGGCACCACCUGAAGUCGUGCCGCCAGGUGCGCUUCUCCGAGGACGGCCUGAAGCUCUUCAGCGUGUCCAGGGACAAGGCCGUCCACAUGCUGGACGCGGAGCGGGGGCGCCUGGUGACGAGGAUCCGCGGAGCGCACCGGGCUCCCAUCAAUAGUCUGCUGCUGGUGGACGAGAACAUUGUGGCCACCGGAGACGACGGCGGCACGCUGAAGGUGUGGGACAUGAGGAAAGGUUCGGCCGUCAUGGACGCGAAGCACCACGAGGACUACAUAAGCGACAUCGCCGUGGACGACGCCAAGAGGAUCCUGCUGACCGCCAGCGGCGACGGCACCAUGGGCGUCUUCAACAUCAAGAGGCGGCGCUUCGACUUGCUGUCCGAGUACCAGAGCGGCGACCUGACGUCGGUGGCGCUGAUGAAGCGGGGCAAGAAGGUGGUCUGCGGCUCCAGCGAAGGCACCGUCUACAUCUUCAACUGGGACGGCUUCGGCGCCACCAGCGAUCGUUUCGCCCUACGGGCCGAGUCGGUGGACUGCGUCGUCCCCGUCGGCGACGACAUAAUAUGCGCCGCGUCUAUGGACGGCUAUAUCCGAGCCGUCAACAUCCUCCCCAACCGCGUCAUCGGCUGCGUCGGGCAGCACGUCGGCGAACCCGUCGAGGAGCUCGCCAAAAGCUGGGACUCGCGCUUCCUGCUCAGCUGUGGCCACGACCAGCUCGUCAAGUUCUGGGACAUCUCCGCGCUGGCCGCGACCGUCGUCGACGAGUACCGCAAGAGGAAGAAGAAGGACGGACGCAUGAAAUCGCUUUCCAAGAAAGCUUUCGGGGAAAGCAGCUUUUUCUCUGGACUUGUUGAGGAGCCGCAGAAAAAGGAGGAGAAAGAAGAAGAAGUGGAUGACAGCGACAGCGAUUAGAAGUGGAUUUUACGUCCUCGUUCUCGGCGCGGCGGACGAGCGGCGAGCACGUGUGCCGCACAGUCGUGAGGUUCGGGGUCGAACUCUUGACUCCCGCAUGGAGUUUGCAUGUUUUCUCUGUGCUUGUGCGGGUUUUGUGGAGAAACCCGAAUCAAAGACUUUGGAUCAGGUCCUUAUUUUAAUGAUUUUUUGACUCCCGUGGCGUAAAGUAACAAAGUAGAAGUUACCUCCGUUUUUCAGGUAACUGUCCUUGAGGAUUUAUUUUUCUCCCUCCAUUGGAAAACGGAUAUCUGCGCUUUCCACUUCACAGGUUUGAAACCGAAGGCCCGGGGGCCAGAUCCGGCCGGCCGCACGAUUUGAUGUGUCCCGCGAAAGGAAAUGACGUGCGUCAUCUUCCAUGAUUGUUGCGAAAACGUGUUGUAAAUUUGUGUAUAUUCCUACGUAAUAAAGAGUAGUGAACUAUUGUAA